This is a messenger RNA of Helicoverpa zea (corn earworm), 788 nucleotides long. RefSeq lists its product as uncharacterized. Bases 1 to 501 code for a protein of 166 amino acids. NCBI's taxonomy places the organism in Eukaryota, Metazoa, Arthropoda, Insecta, Lepidoptera, Noctuidae. The transcript is spliced from 5 exons. The record is from RefSeq and is a predicted model, not a curated record.
AUGAUCAUUAUUUACAUUGAUAUAUUGCUGUUGAUUAUACUGUUAUGUCUUACAAUAUUUAUGUGCGGCUACUGUUUCUACCGAGUGAACAGAAUGAGACAAAAUGGAGAGAUUGCAAUUUUGUUGAGGCCGACCAAAGUUGUGUUUUCUCACAAGAAGGAGGGCCAGUCCACUGAGGAACUCAGGACAGUAGUAGCCUACCAGAACCCGUUCACGGGCGACUACUGCGUGCACAAGAGCCGCGCUGGGCCCAAGGGAUACAUGAACAGCUUGGCGCCCGACUCCCCCGACAGCGGGGUCUCUGACGAGUACGAGCCCCUCAACCUGGAGCCCGUGGGACCCCAGCCGGAGCUACCCCAUGUUAUACAGGACAAAAUGCCGUCGGAGAUCAUUGCUUUGCCACAGCCUGACCUCACAAUGAAGAUGCAGCUGAGCCCCAGCAGCGAGUACAACGGCGUCAACAAGACCUGGAACUGGAACUACAAGGAGUACCAGAUCUGAAAACCUGACGUUCUCCAUCAUCAAGAUUCUACCCUCAUAUCAUAUACUAAAUCAGUGCUAGCGAGACAUUUCCUCAUCCUUGUAUAGUAAUUCUUACUUCUCCAUAUAUUACUGCAGUGUUGGUUUGUUUCACGGUAAACAGCAGAACAAAUUGGGAUAUAAUUUUGAAUGAUAGGAAAAGUGCCUGGGGAAAAAAUACAGCCUAGACACGAUUAUCUAUACAUCACACAACUAAAAUUUGAGUAUGUUUGUAAUAAUUAAUUUAUACUAAGUGCCAAAAUGUCCGA